Molecule: messenger RNA, 1995 nt
Organism: Syzygium oleosum
Lineage: Eukaryota; Viridiplantae; Streptophyta; Magnoliopsida; Myrtales; Myrtaceae
Product: wee1-like protein kinase
Exons: 10
Coding region: 62-1567 (501 amino acids)
Biological process (GO): protein phosphorylation
Molecular function (GO): protein kinase activity; ATP binding
Source: RefSeq, a predicted model, not a curated record
UCCGCGAAAUUCGAGAUUUAGAGAGAGAGAGAGAGAGAGAGAGAGAGAGAGAGAGAGAGAGAUGAAGAGGAAGAGCGGGAAGCGAACCGGUGGCCGCGCCGGCGGCGGCGGGAGGUGGAGCGCCGCCGAGGCGAAGGGGACAGCGGCGGCGGAGAGCUGGGAGGCCCAGCUAGGGCAGGUGUCCCUCCUCUCUCUCCACCCCGACCACCAUCGCCGCCAACCUCCUUCCGCUGCCAAUCCCAAGCCCUCUCUCCUCCCGAGCCUCCUCGAGCCCGAUCCCUCGCUCCACUCCGCCUCGGCUCACGACGGCGAGGCCGGCGCCGGCGCCGGCGCCGAUUGCAUCCUCAGCCAGGAUUUCUUCUGUACUCCGGAUUAUAUCACCCCGGACAAUCAAAAUUUAGUGAACGGCUUGGAUUAUAACAAGGACAAUUGCCCUAAAUCACCGGAGAAACUUAAUUCGACUAAGACCAAAAGGUUUCGGCAAGAUCAAGUUACCGUGAAUCCUCAAAGUCCCAUUUUUUCUGGAAGUCAGCAAAUAGAGGAUCUUACAGAGGAUACUUUGGAAACUGAAGAAGCUAUAAUUGAGAAAAAAGUAUCAAAUGGCAAGCAGCAGAUACACAGUUAUGUCCCACAGUCUGCCAUUGCUUUACGCUGUAGGGUCAUGCCCCCUCCUUGCAUUAGAAACCCAUAUCUCAAUGAUGCAUCAGAGACUGACAUAGAUCCUUUCGGAAAUCAAAGGUCCAAAUGUGCUGGCUUAUUCUCUUCUAUUACCGGAGGAGAUGGUCUCUCACGGUACCACACCGAUUUCCAUGAAAUUGAGCAAGUUGGAGCUGGUAACUUCAGCCGUGUUUUGAAAGUUUUAAAGAGAAUAGACGGUUGCUUGUAUGCUGUGAAGCAAAGCAUCAGGCCAUUGUAUCAAGAUUGGGAAAGGAGAAAAGCUUUGAUGGAAGUACAAUCUUUGGCAGCUUUAGGCUCUCACGAGAACAUUGUUGGAUAUUACUCUUCGUGGUUCGAAAAUGAGCAUCUUUACAUUCAGAUGGAGCUCUGUGAUUACAGCUUAUCUAGUCAGAAGUAUAAACGUUUAACCGAAUGUGACGCCUUGACAGCUCUAUAUCAGCUUGCGAAAGCAUUGCUUUUUAUGCAUGACAGAGGAAUUGCCCACCUUGAUGUUAAGCCGGAUAAUAUUUAUGUCAAGAAUGGUGUGUACAAGCUUGGUGACCUUGGUUGUGCGACUCUCCUUAAUAACAGCCUACCCGUUGAGGAGGGCGAUGCACGGUAUAUGCCUCAGGAGAUCCUGAAUGACAAUUUUGAUCAUCUUGAUAAGGUUGAUAUAUUUUCCUUGGGAGCUUCUAUAUAUGAGCUUAUAAGAGGGUCGCCUUUGCCGGAAUCUGGGCCUCAGUUUCUGAAUCUUAGAGAGGGAAAGCUGCCCCUUCUCCCUGGCCAUUCACUGCAUUUCCAGAACUUGCUGAAGGUCAUGAUGGAUCCAGAUCCAACCACCCGGCCUUCUGCAAAAGAACUGGUGGCUAAUCCAAUUUUGGACAGGAUUCGGAGGAAUGGAAAGAUUUAAGCCAUGACAGUAAUCGGAUUUCAACCACGAACAUAAAUAAUUAAUUGCAGGCACUGAAUGUAUCAGUGACCAUUCGGGGUGAAGUUGAAUACGAAGGUAUUAGGAAAAUCGAGUGCCAAUUUUGCUUUUUAUUCUUUGGCUGGUAUGUGCACCAAUUUUUGUGCUGCAAUGGUGCUGGAUCGGUAAAUGGGAACGGCACUAGCAAAUGGUGUUGUAGGCCCGACCCCAAGCUAAGAUAUGCCGUGUAAUUGAAAAGCCAUGUUCAUCCCAGAGUCCGAUUAUCCUUUGCUAUCUGCCAUGAAGAAUCUGUGGGUGCUUGCUGUUCCUAAUGUUGAUAUAAUUCAUUCCAAUUGUACAGACAUCAGCUUUAAGCUUUGAACCAGUUAUUUGAUCUGUGGGAAGUCACCUAUUUCAUCUUUCUUGCAGCA